CUUUCGGCAACUUAUAUCCGGUGAUCCGCAGCGAAGUGUCUUGAACCCGUGUCAAAGUAGUGUCAUGAUGUCGUGAUAAUCAACCUGACAGCUCGACACAUCCAUCUAAAGACACCACCUCAUCCAGUCCAAGUGAUGUUCUCAAACUCCUACCAGAGCGGCUUCGUUUCGAUAUUCUACAGCGUCGGAAGCAAUCCUUUAGCACUCUGGGAUAAACAAGUAAAAAAUGGCCACAUCCGAAGAGUUAUUGACGAUGAGAUCAAAUCGCUGGUCUUGGAAAUAUCGGGAACCAAUGUAGCUACCACCUACGUUACGUGCCCCAUCAAACCUAGAGCUUCUCUGGGGAUCAAACUACCGUUCUUCGUCAUGAUCGUCAAAAAUAUGAACAAGUAUUUUACUUUCGAAAUACAAAUUUUAGAUGACAAAGAAAUGCAUCGAAGAUUUCGUGUGUCGAACUUCCAAUCAACAACUAAAGUUAGGCCGUUUUGUACAACAAUGCCAAUCGGUUUGAGCUCAGGAUGGAACCAAGUUCAGUUCAAUUUAGCCGAUUUCACCAAACGAGCAUAUGGUACGACUUAUAUGGAAACUAUGAGGGUACAAAUACAUGCCAACACUCGAAUUCGCCGUCUUUAUUUCACUGACACCCUGUACACAGACGAAGAUCUGCCAAACGAAUUCAAAUUGUUUGGCCCCGCUGCUACCCAGAAGAAGAAACAAGCUGAAACGAGAAUGUCCAAAGAACAAGUUACCAAAGAACAAGCCCACCCAGUUACACCGAAAACGGCACAAGACAAGACUGAAGAGGAAAUUCCUCCGCCAUCAACCCCAAUAGAAGAAGAAGUAAUACAAAAAACAGAAAUCUUCCCGGACGAAAAAUUACCAGAAGCUACAGAAGAACAUGUUGGCGAAGUUGAACACGUUGAGACCACAGAAGUUGGGGUGGAAAUUGAAGCAGCUGAUGAUGUAAAGCAGGAAGAAACACCAGCAGAAGAAGUGAUACCUGAAGGAGGUAUUGUUGAAGGAGUUUCAACUGAAGUAGAAACAGCUGGAGAUUCCCAAGCUGUAGAAGCAGCAGCUGUUGAAGGUGAAGCACCUGCAGAUGUGCCCACUGAGGAACCUGCCACCGAUGAGAAUCCAGAGGAACAACCACCUACAGCCACCGAGCCUACCGAGGAUAAGGUAGCUGAAGAGGUGGAAGUACAAGAACCUACACCUUCAGAGGAACCAGCAGCUCCUAGUGAAGAACCACCGACGACUGAAGAACCAGGGAUUGAAGAAGUUGCCACUACAGAACCGGCUACUACAGAGGAACCUACUACGACUGAACCUCCCACCGAAUCAGAGAACGAAUCCCCAGAAGAAUGAAGUUUAAUUUGACGGAUAUUUGUAAUUUUCAAUAUCACACCUUCUUGCAGAUUUCGUAUCGAUAUUAUAUAUUUUUUGAAUUAUAAAAACUCUCAUUAAGAUGAGAAACCAUAAAACUGUAUCUUCUCAAUCCUUCUGUCAGAGGGCGUUGAAAACAGCUCUUUUAAAAUAUAGAUCCAGAGGUUGCUACAU
Phaedon cochleariae (mustard beetle) is the source of this 1557-nucleotide messenger RNA. The record is from the annotation of a GenBank genome assembly. Lineage: Eukaryota; Metazoa; Arthropoda; Insecta; Coleoptera; Chrysomelidae.